UAUUCAUAAGUCGCAAGGAUAUCCAGGUACGCAGCCGGCACCGCCGGCGCCACUCGCGUACGGUGACCGUGGGCUCCUAAUUCGCGGCUCGCCAUCCUUGCAGACUCUCGUACAAAUUCGCACUACUAGUACUACAGUCUGUUCGCAAACCAUUGUACAGACAUGGAAGAAGGUGCACUGACUAGGACGACUGCCUCCGGAGCGUCGUCUCGGGAUGAUCCAGCUCCGCGGUUGCCCACCGAGAUCUGCGGACGCAUCAUUGACCAACUGGCCGCGGAAUUGUUUCUUGGCCACAUAUCUGUGACUGGCAAUCCAAAUCUGCUGGCGCUUCGAUCGUGCGCACUGGUAUGCAGGGACUGGUACUUUCACACCUGGUACCAUCUCCGUCAGCGCAUUCACCUUCGCGGCCGAAACGACGUCCUUUCACUUUCCAGGACACUCCGCGAGAGACCGCGCCUCCGCGGUGUCGUCCAACAGGUCGUCAUCUCGGGUCAUAGUGCAUCUGACGAGCGUUCAGUGAUUCAACAUCUCGGAACGUUUGCCGCCAUGCUUUCCGGGAAGCUCCCGGAGCUCUUAAUGAUCAGCAUUACGGACGCGGAAUGGACCGUUGGCUCGAUGAGGAUGCAAUGCUUUGAAUGCCUCACCGCAUUUCGCCUUGUCCACACCUUAGCCAUCACCAAUGUCACCGUGCCGAGCAUCGCCCAACUAGCCCGUCUCAUCUCGGCACUCCCUGGCCUGGGGACACUAUGGUGCGACGGUGUUGAGUGCUCGCAGAAACACCCAGUCUCUCCUGUCUCUCUCCCGGUGAACUCGGCACAUCUGGAGCAGCUCGACGUGCGGUGGGUUGCGCCCGCAAUUCAAGACCUCCUUGUGCGAAUCAGCCAGGUUUCUCGGCUACGCAAGCUCGUUCUCGCGGUUGUCGGUGACUUGCAUCCAUCGUCGAGAGGCAGCAGAAGUCAAGCGCUGUUGGAUGCAAGUGCGGGCUCGAUGGAAGUCUUCACGCUCUAUAUUGAUCCUGAUUCUUCCAUGGAUAGUGACACUGUUGAUUCCACUGUAGUAGAACAACACCUCAACCUGUCAAGCCAUGCAAGCUUGUGGCGAUUGCAGAUUUACCUGCGCCAUCCCUUCGUUGCGUGGUCCUGGAUUCCUCAUAUUGUCUCUCGGAUCCCUUCAAAGUAUCUCGCAUCCAUGUCUGUGAUUUUUUUCAUCCGUGCAGCUCAUGCAGCCGAUGACUUGGAUGGUGCGUUGACGAUGAUGGAGGAAGACGGUAUCUUGGUGCAAUUGGACGACACAUUGCAAGCAGAAUACUUCGCCGAUAUCGCACCGGGUGGUAUAUGUCUAGGCUUCGACGAUGCUGACAACGACUGGACCUCGCCUGAAGAACUAUUUGGUACAGAAUCAUCAUUUCGCGAGCGGCACAACCGGUGGGACGAGCUCAUUAGACGGAAGAUGCCACGCUGCAAUGUCCGGGGCAUAUUGACUACCGUAUACAGUUUCGAAGAGGAAACUAAGUGGAGGAGCAACAUGGAUGAAUUCCAUGAAGCGAGACAAAACCAGGAGUCCAAGACUGGAGUAGAGGUGCAGCGAGAGGACGACGCUGAGCAUGCGCCGGACUCGUCAGGCUGACUGUCCUGAUCUUGUACAUUCGCCGGUAUCAGUGGGUCGAGUCCUCCUCGUCGUACGCGGCGCAUUUUGCGCACUGUGUUCCGACGCCGAGAGACAGACUCAUGAAAGGACUCGGACUGGACGAGCGGCGAUGCCCUAGAUGUAGAGAUGUAGCACCGUUCACGCGACAUUCUCGUAAAUAUAGUUGUUAUUCCAACCACGAUUUGUUGCUGUUACAUCAGUGCGGGUACAC
Rhodofomes roseus is the source of this 1858-nucleotide messenger RNA. RefSeq lists its product as uncharacterized. The record is from RefSeq and is a predicted model, not a curated record. NCBI's taxonomy places the organism in Eukaryota, Fungi, Basidiomycota, Agaricomycetes, Polyporales, Fomitopsidaceae. The transcript is spliced from 6 exons. The coding region runs from base 163 to 1626 and encodes 487 amino acids.